GCGGGAGCACGUACAGCGAUCGGGUUCCAGCGGAGAGAGAACGCAAACUUGGGGCUGUCGAGCGGCAGGUCUGACUGAUACGCAGAAACUCACCACACCUUGGAGCUGGGAGAACCAGAAGCUGGAGUGUCUCUCAGGAUACAGUCUAGAGAAAAGUCUCCCAAAAAAGUGCCUCAAGCAAGGGAUGGCACUGGCCUUGAUCCACCCUAACAAGCGUGCAUACUCUUUGGCUCCCCUGAAUCUGAAGGAGGAGCUUCAGGGAUUCAAAGUUCAAGGGGACAGAAAAGGCGUUGGGCAGGAGCCAUUGUGCAAACAGUUCAGGCAGCUGCGCUAUGAGGAAAGCACUGGACCUCGAGAGGUUUUACGCCGCCUCAGGGAGCUCUGCAGACAGUGGCUGCGGCCUGAGACCCACAGCAAGGAGCAGAUCCUGGAGCUGCUGGUACUGGAGCAGUUCCUGACCAUCCUGCCAAGAGAUCUGCAGGUCCAGGUGCUCGAGCACCACCCAGAGACUGGGGAGGAACUGGUGGGAAUACUGGAAGAUUUGCAGCUGGACCGUGGAAAAGCAGAAGAGCAGAAGGACUCAGCCCAAAAAACCAGACCGACUGUGUUGGUUGGAGUGCCAGCCCUUCACAGAGAAGCACAGGAGCAGCCUGAGUAUGCAGUUCAGAAGCCUGAGGACAGAGGUAAAGAGACAAGGAGUGAGAAUGGGAAGCUCAUUGCAGGGACAGACUUUUGUGGAAGAGUGGAAUCAUCUUAUACAAUGUCUGAACCC
Arvicanthis niloticus (Nile rat) is the source of this 772-nucleotide messenger RNA. The record is from RefSeq and is a predicted model, not a curated record. Lineage: Eukaryota; Metazoa; Chordata; Mammalia; Rodentia; Muridae.